Molecule: messenger RNA, 432 nt
Organism: Penicillium antarcticum
Lineage: Eukaryota; Fungi; Ascomycota; Eurotiomycetes; Eurotiales; Aspergillaceae
Exons: 3
Coding region: 1-432 (143 amino acids)
Cellular component (GO): membrane
Source: RefSeq, a predicted model, not a curated record
AUGACUACUACCUCUGGCAAUACUAUUCCACAGCUGGAAACCCUGGAAGUCCCGAUUUCGCUUCUGCCUCUCAUUCUGUAUCGCUUCUCACGAGCAUUAUGCUGCAAGGAUACGUCGGAGCUAACAGCCUACUGCAUCCAAAACGUCUUCAUCCUCCUGGACCCAGUCCUGUUCGCCGCCUCAAUAUACAUGACCCUUGGCCGACUAAUCCGAAACUUUAACGCAGAGAAAUACUCCCUCAUCCGCAUAAACUGGCUCUCGGGGACUUUUAUGGCUAGUAACGUGAGUUCAUUCCUUGUUCCGGGAACUGGAGCGGAAUCACUGGCUGGAACGGCGAUGGGGAUUACCAUUGCCGGUCUUGUGAAUCAGGUUGUUCUGUUUGGGAUAUUUAUUCUCGUUUCGGUUAUUUUUGAGAAGCGGAUGACUCGGUAG